AGUGGGGUUGUAACAGUGAGAAAUAAGGGGUCCGGGGUCCCAACUAGAAUUUAUUAUUUCAACUUCUCUUCUCUCACACAUCCAUUUUGUUUUUCUUUUUAAUUCAAACUUUUACAUCUUGUUCUAAAUUCUCAUGGCAAGUUUAGACAUCAUGUACAACUCUUCCAAACAAAAGCCUCAUCAUAAUCAUAAUCAUAACAAUAACAAUAACAAUAACAACAAUAAUCAUAAUCAUCAUUGUGCUCCAAUGAGUCCAAGAAUCUCAUUCUCAAAUGAUUUUGUAGAUCUUCAACAAGUCAUCAAACAAGAAAGAGCUUCAAAAUCAUCAGACACACCAACAACUGUGUCUUCAGAUUUUGAAUUUUCUGUCACAAAUUACUCAAUGAUGAGUGCUGAUGAACUUUUCUCUAAGGGAAGAUUGUUGCCUUACAAAGAUAAUUGCAACAAUAAAAGAGUUACUACUACUCUUAAACAAGAACUUCUUCAUAAUGAUGAUGAAUGUGAUAGCUUUUCUUUAAGGCCUCCUAAGGGUAGGUGGAAGGGUCUUUUGGGUCUUAGAAAAUCUCACAUUGGCUCUAAAAAAGUUGACAAGAGUGAACCUUCUGAUCUUAGAAGGCCUAAUGAAGGACCUCAAUUUAAUUUCAAUUCUCAGGAGCUGGUGAAUGAAGGAAGUUCAAGUUAUUAAGAUUUGGAAAUUGGGAUAUAAGAUAUGGUUGAAGGAAGUGUUGAAUUUUUAGAGGAAAGGACCAAUUAUUUUUUUCUCUUUUGUUUUUGUUUUUCUUGUCUUGUUGACAAGGUGGAGGAAAAAGGAAGUUCAUUUUCUCUUUUUUUUUUUUAAAUUUUAUUUUUAUUUUUAUGAUUGGGUUGUUCUUUCUGUCAAUUUGGAUUCUUGUUUUGUUCUCAUGUAAUUUCUCUUAGAUCCCAUAGGAAUUAGGAUCUGGGUAUUUUGGUUGUACAAAUUAUUUGCUUCUAGUGAUUUAAGUAUUUGACAACUUUUUGAUGCCAAAAGAAAAAUCUCCUUUAUGGUUA
This is a messenger RNA of Trifolium pratense (red clover), 1029 nucleotides long. RefSeq names its product rho GTPase-activating protein gacU-like. The transcript has 2 exons. Lineage: Eukaryota; Viridiplantae; Streptophyta; Magnoliopsida; Fabales; Fabaceae. The coding region runs from base 134 to 685 and encodes 183 amino acids. The record is from RefSeq and is a predicted model, not a curated record.